Molecule: messenger RNA, 5106 nt
Organism: Jaculus jaculus (lesser Egyptian jerboa)
Lineage: Eukaryota; Metazoa; Chordata; Mammalia; Rodentia; Dipodidae
Gene: Cd2ap
Product: CD2 associated protein
Exons: 18
Coding region: 82-1992 (636 amino acids)
Molecular function (GO): protein binding
Source: RefSeq, a predicted model, not a curated record
CCGCCUCCCGCCGCCUGCGCGAGCGAGCGAGCCCCGGAGCACCUGGGCGGGCGCCGGGCUGUCCCCGCCGGACCCCCAAGCAUGGUUGACUAUAUUGUGGAGUACGACUAUGAUGCUGUCCAUGACGACGAGCUAACUAUCCACGUGGGGGAAGUCAUCAGGAAUGUGAAAAGGCUACAGGAAGAAGGAUGGCUGGAGGGAGAAUUAAAUGGGAGAAGAGGAAUGUUCCCUGAUAAUUUUGUGAAGGAAAUUAAGCGAGAGGCAGAAUCCAAGGAUGACGGUUUGCCCAUCAAACGGGAGAGGCAUGGAAAUGUAGCAAGUCUUGUUCAGCGAAUGAGCACUUACGGACUUCCAGCUGGAGGGAUUCAGCCACAUCCACAGACCAAAAAUAUUAAGAAAAAGACAAAAAGGCGACAGUGUAAAGUUCUUUUCGACUACCUUCCACAAAAUGAGGAUGAGCUGGAGCUGAAGACAGGUGACAUCAUUGAUAUUAAUGAGGAGGUGGAAGAGGGCUGGUGGAGUGGAACCCUGAAUAAUAAACUGGGCCUGUUUCCCUCCAACUUUGUGAAAGAAUUAGAGAUACUAGAUGAUGGUGAAACUCACGACACUCAAGAGGAUUUAGAAACUGUUUUGACUGGACCUACCUCUCCUUUACCAUCUCCGGGGAAUGGGAGUGAAACUACACCCGGAUCAGUUACACAGCCAAAGAAAGUUCGUGGAAUAGGAUUUGGAGACAUUUUUAAAGAGGGUUCUGUGAGACUCAGGACAAGAGUGCCCAGCAGUGAGACAGAAGAGAAAAAAACAGAAAAGCCUUUAAUCACACAGUCACUGGGACCCAAAACUCAGAAUAUAGAGAUUACAAAAAUAGACAAUGAAGGUAAAAGUAAAGCUAAGGAAUAUUGUAGAACAUUAUUUGCCUAUGAAGGAACCAAUGAAGAUGAACUUAGUUUUAAAGAGGGGGAGAUAAUCCAUUUGAUCAAUAAGGACACUGGAGAAGCUGGCUGGUGGAAGGGUGAACUGAAUGGCAGAGAAGGAGUGUUUCCAGACAACUUUGCUGUCCAGAUAAGUGAGCUGGAUAAAGAUUUCCCUAAACCAAAGAAACCCCCUCCUCCAACCAAAGGUCCAGUUCCAAAACCUGACCUGCUUCCUUCAGAGAAGAAAAGUUUUACUCUAAAGCCUGAAGAAAAAGAUGAAAAAUCACCACUGGAACAGAAGCCUUCUAAACCAGCUGCUCCACAGGUCCCGCCCAAAAAGCCUGCACCACCCACCAAAGCCAGUAAUUUAUUGAGGGCUCCUGGGACAGUGUUCCCAAAGCGACCCGAGAAACCAGUUCCUCCUCCACCUCCUGUUGCUAAAAUUAAUGGAGAAGUUUCUACGAUUUCAUCAAAAUUUGAAAUUGAACCAGUAUCAAAACCAAAGCUAGAUUCUGAACAACUGCCACUUAGGCCAAAGUCAGUGGACCUGGAUUCAUUCAUGUCAAGGAGUGCUAAAGAAACAGAUGUUAUAAAUUUUGAUGACAUAGCUUCCUCAGAAAAUUUGUCACAUCUCACUGCAAAUAGACCCAAGAUGCCUGGAAGAAGGUUGCCUGGCCGCUUCAAUGGUGGACAUUCUCCAACUCAAAGCCCAGAAAAAACCUUGAAGUUACCAAAAGAAGAAGAUAGUGCCAGCCCGAAGCCACCCGAGUUCAAAAAGGAUCCCAGCUCCUCUCCAAAGUCAUCUUUUUCAACUCCUUCGAGUGCUUCUAGAGCUGGUCCAAUGGCUUUCCUAACUCCAUUAGAAAUCAAAGGGAAAAUAGAGGCAGAUGAUGGGAAAAAACAUUCCCUGGAUGAACUUCGAGCCCAGAUCAUUGAGUUGCUGUGUAUUGUAGAUGCACUGAAAAAGGAGCAUGGGAAAGAAUUGGAAAAACUGCGCAAAGACUUGGAAGAAGAGAAGGUACUCAGGAGCAAUCUGGAGGUUGAAAUAGAAAAACUGAAAAAAGCUGUCCUGUCCUGAGGUGGUGUGGGCAGUUACUCUUGACAUUCAGGAUUUAGAAGCAACACUAUGAAUAUCAACUGACUUCUUACUCAGAUAACAAAUGCUGACGUUGUAAUAAAGUUAUGAGUAUAUGAACUAUAUUUCUUGAAAAGUUAGGGAAAUGGAUUGAUUAUAUAUAUGUGUAUGUGUAAAUAUAUAUAUAUAUAUAUGUAUGUUUGUUUUGCCAAUAUGAAAAAAAGAGGCCUUAUUUCUUACUGUGCUGGGAUUGCAAACAUUUUUGUUGUUGUUUGCUUGAAAAUACUACUGAAUCUGUAUAAAAAGGAAAGAAAGUUCACAAUAAUUUUUUAUUAAAACUUGUAUUAUUUUUAAAGAGGUCUAUACUAUAAAUAUGGAAGUAUCUUUACAAAUAAUCUGUAAGAUAAGAUUUUGAGAGGGACACAUUAGCUUUAUAGUCUGUAAUCACUACUUUUCCCAUCAUACAUAAGGGAUGUGAGCUUUAUAUAUACAUACAUAUGUAUAUAUAUGUAUAUUUUUACUUUCAGCUUCUUACCCAGGAUGAUGAUAUUAUGCCUGUUUUAUCUGCAGUGCUGUUUAUAUUUUGGGUGAAGAAGUAGGGGUUUCUUGGUGACAGACUAGAUUACUCACCCUUGCAUUUAGUAAUAACUAGUGAAAUCAUACAAAGACCUUCAGCUUUUAGAGUGUUUUAUGUUGCUUGCACUAUAAGAUUCAUACAAAGAAUAUAACUAAAAUGUAUUAAACUAAACAUUUAAGAGAGUAUGAACUUUGUUUUAAAUUCAUGAGGUCUAAGAAAUCUAAAGUUGUCAGAUUAAUUCUUACCUUGUGCCUAAAACCUAUAGCACACAUGAACUACAUAAACACCAGCCUUCUUGCGCAUUCAUUGUGUUGUAUUUAAUUCUUUAUGCUCCUCCCUCUCUCAUGUUUAAUAAUGGCAUAUUAGGAAAACAAAAUCCAAAUCUUUUCAGAACUCCAGAAUGUGGUUCUGUACUUGGACAAGUCACUGUGUAAAUACUCAGGUUUUACAGUAUAUAAUUUAUCCAAGAGACCGAAGUAACUACAUAAUGGUCUUGUUGGUCUGUUGUUUAUGUAAAAUGUUUAGAAAGAGUGUUACUAUUUCAUAAAGUAAAGGUUAUUUAAACCAAAUAUAACUGGCCACAUUAUAGUACAUUUUGGAAUGUAUGAAUAAUGCUUUCUUAGAAGACACAUGGACAGUUGAACAUUUUAAUAUGUUGUAUCUGUAGGAUAAUAAUGCCUAAAAACACAGGUGGGUUUAUUUUAAAGUUAAAGCUUUUUAUUUGUAAAAAUAAUUAUGCCUUAAGCUUUAAUAGAAUGUCAGAUUUUAUCAGUUAUGCUUCCAUUUUUUUGUUUUAACCCACCAAACCAAUAUGUUUCUUGUAGAAUAUAAUCGUAGAGAAAUCUUGCAUAAAUGAACUUUUGUCAUGUUGUUUCCAGUAUAAGAGAACCAAAUUAGAAAAAACAGAGAUGCCAGUAAACAAUUAAUUAAUGUUUAAAUCAUAACUUUUGUGUAGCAGGCUAGCCUGGACCUUGCUGUGUAGCAGAAGAUGAGCUGUAACUCCUUGAAUUCCUUUCCCAAGUGCCAGGCUUACGGGCAUGUGCUACCAUGCGCCAUUCAGUCUUUGAGCUGCUCUUAAGAGGCCACUACUGAACAAAGUUGAUGAUGAGUCAACAAAUUAUUUCCUUCUAGUUAAAUAAAUUAGAUCUUUUAGUGAUAGUGUUUAGAUAAAAAUUAAAGUUAAAAACAUUCCAUUGUGGAAACUCUCCAACUUUCUACUGGAAGAUAGGAAGUUUUCCCUCUGCACCCCAAUACCUGAGUUGUAGGGAAAGGUUCCAGCAGGGUUCAGCCUACGUUUGAAGGCUGUCUUGAGCUCUGUGUGGUGGUAUGCCCCAGCGCAGGAAUGCGGAGGCAGGGAGAUGAUGAAUUUGAAGAUAGCCCAGGUCACUUGGUAACUGCCCCCUCCCCCGAAAAAAGUAAAACACACACACCUCGUAUGCACAAAUCAGGAAUGGCAGUGAGUCCCGACAGCAAGCUUCGCCUUCCCCGCUCCUCAGGCAGAUCAGAAAAGACACAGGCCCUUUCUGUGUAUCUGCUUUUCUGCCCUUGACAAAAUACUAAAACCCAAGCCAGCUUGCACUUACUUAAAGGGAAAACAAUUCCUCUCAUAAAGAAAUUCACCAGUGUUUGCUCUUCAUAUGGGAACGCCUGUUAAUUACUAUUUCCUACAGGGUCUGUCAUGAAAUGGUACAUAGUAACAGAGCUCCAACUUAGACGUCAUUCCUUAGCUUUUCCCACAGAUGACGAUGAAAGACUAAAAGUGACAGCAUGGAAUCAUUCAUUGCCAGAUUAUUAGUGAGGGAGUGUAUCAUUUUUGCUAUUCAUUCAUGUAGAAUACUGAUGUCCUGACUAAGUUCUGAGGUGAUUAUUUCUGUCUUCUUACAAGCCGUUACCGCCGUGCAGGUGUACAGGACUGAAGAUGCGAAGCGAGCACGGGCCUGCUCCACCACUUUCCAAAUGUUCUCACUGUGAUCACAGAAAAGAUUCAAGCGCUCUGUAGAUGUUUGGUUAAAUUCAUUUUAUGCUUGCAUUUAAACUUGAAAUGUAUGAGCAGAAUGAGACAAUCAGUUAAAUUGAGAAAUGAGAAGUGUAAUUUAAUGGCCUUGUGCUGUAGCAAUAAAGUGACCCAAGUGCAAUGACUUAAUAAAAUCAUCUUUCAAAAGUUGCUGCUAUGAAUACUUUCAGUUCCAGAAUUCUACCCUUGCUUUAGCUCACCAUGCCUUCAAUAACUACUGUGUGAUGCAGUUGAUGUUUUGGUAAUCUUAACAUUCCAAAAGAAUAUACCAAUACAUCUGUUUAUUUCUCUCUCUCCGAGCUCAAAGUAAUAUGCUCACUUUUUACAGGUGCUGUUAAAUAAAAAAGGAAAGAAAAGCAUGCUUUUCCCCUAGAAAAAUUAAUAAUAAAACAGAAUCGUACUGCCACUUGUCAGUCCGUGUUGGGUAUUGUUCAUUAACUUUAGCUUAAUUUUGAAAUGUGAUGAAAAUUAUUUUGUAUUACUUUGAAUUUUUCAAACAAAAAAUAAUAAAAGUAUUUCUGUUGAA